Messenger RNA from Triticum aestivum (bread wheat), 2274 nucleotides. RefSeq lists its product as uncharacterized. The transcript has 3 exons. NCBI's taxonomy places the organism in Eukaryota, Viridiplantae, Streptophyta, Magnoliopsida, Poales, Poaceae. Gene Ontology annotation, molecular function: ubiquitin-protein transferase activity; zinc ion binding. The coding region runs from base 121 to 1854 and encodes 577 amino acids. Gene Ontology annotation, biological process: protein ubiquitination. The record is from RefSeq and is a predicted model, not a curated record.
UGGCGGCGAGUCGUACGCGGAUGAUAUGCUUGAGCCGUACGCGGAGCGGGGGGCUACAGCUGAAAGACCUUGACCGGACGAAUCGCACUCGCACAGCGACGGUGGAUUCGAAGAAGCGCGAUGCCGUUGGCCGGGAUCGUGCCCUCCUCCGCCGCGGCUUUUCUCCUCCUAUUCGUCCUCUUGGCCGAGGGGCAGCCGGCGGAAGGCCUCAUGGCCAAGAACGGCAGCGAGGCCUUCUUGGCGCCAGAGCCAGAGGUGUGCUACUGCUACCGGAGGAGCGUCACCGACGGGGAAGCCAAGCUGACCAAGACGGUCGCCGUCGGCCCUAUUGAGCUGGGCCUGGGCGCAGUGCCGACGUCAAAGACAACAGCAGUCCCGGCGGACACGCACGCGCCCGCACCUCCAGCGCUAGCCCCGCCUGCCGCUGAAACGGGCUUGAGCUGGCGAGCCAAGGCAUGGUGCUGCUGGGUCCUCGCCGUGGCAACGGUGGUCGUCGUGUUCGUGGUGAGGCCUGAAACGUUCCUAGUAUCACCGCGAAUCGACGGCAUGUUCAUCACCGACGGCGAGGGAGAUCCGCCGGUUGAUGGCAACGAACAUACCACCAUGGGCAUGGAUACGGUGCCCGACAUCCUCAAAGUCAGCGUCGACUCAAGCGAAACUAGGCGAGAACGUGGAUCGAGUCCGAUGCCCCGACCCCAGCCGCACGACCCCAUGUUGAUCGCCGAUACCAAUGGGGAUUCGCUGGUGGACGGCCACCACGACGGCCGCGGCGAGCUCUUCUACUGCCCCAUGUGCAUGGAGGCGGCGCCCAUCAUCCUCAAAUCCCGCUUCGACUCGUGCGACGACCACGCCUUCUGCUCGAGCUGUGUCGCCAAGUACGUCGCUGUGAAGCAGCGCCAGGACAUCGCUCUUCCCGUCGAAUGCCCCGACUGCGAGGACGACGCCUGCCGCGACCCCUUGUUGAACAGCGAUGGCGAGGGCAAUGGAGAUUCACGGGCGGACGGCAACGGUAAGCGCUUCUACUGCGCCAAGUGCAUGCAUGUGGCGCCAUGUGCAUGUAUACGGCCCAGCUUCACCUCGUGCGCCCACGACUUCUGCUCGAGCUGUGUUUCUCGUCAACUGCGAGGACGCCGCUGCCAAGCCGGAAAGCUUCCGCGGCAUCACCCCACCGACACCGACCUCCUCCCCAAGGGCAAUGGAGAUUUGCCGGUCGACGUUGGCGGGGAGCUCUUCGACUGCGCCAUCUGCAUGGAGCUGGUGCCCGGCACCCUCAAGUUCAGCGUCAACUCGUGCGCCCACGCCUUCUGCUCGGGCUGCGUCGCCCAGUACAUCGCCGCCAAGCUUGACGACAAGGUCGCUCGCAUCGGAUGCCCGCACCCAGGCUGUGAGGACGGUGCCGUCGAGCCGGAGAGCUGCCACGGCAUCAUCCCCACGGACCUCCUCGACAAGUGGGGCUUGCUGCUGUGCGAGCUCGCGGUAGGCGCCAAGAGGAUGUACUGCCCGUACCGGGAAUGCUCGGCGCUCCUGCUCGCCGACAGCGAGGCGGCGAUCGCCGAGGCGGAGUGCCCGCACUGCCACCGGCUUUUCUGCGCCCGGUGCGCCGUGCCGUGGCACGGCGGCUUCGGGUGCGACGAGUUCCAGAAGCUCGGGCCGGAGGAGCGCGGCCGGGAGGACCUCUUGCUCCGGCGUCUCGUCGGCAAGGAGGGCUGGCAGCGGUGCCCCGAGUGCCAGAUGUUCGUGGAGAAAUCGGAAGGGUGCAACUACAUCAAAUGCAGGUGUGGAUACAGCUUCUGCUACCGAUGCGCAUCCGAGUUGUCCGCGCAAAACCAUUACUGCAACAAGUGCAAGCGCUAAUAACGGUCUGGUUGGCUAUGGAGGGACGCUUCUUACUACCAACUACCACAUGAGUUCAUCUCGGCCAUGUUAAUUUCCUCAAGCCUUCAUCCAAAAAAUGUUUCCUCGAGCGAACAAUGGAAAUCUAGUCAGGAAAAGAACCUUGAUUAAUUAGGUUGUACAGCUUUGUUUGGUUGAUUCUCCACUUGUCGGUGUGGAUUGGUGACAAUAAUAUUCUUGCCACUUUCGAUUUGUAAUUAGGGUAGAGUCAACCAUGUCUUUGAGCUAGCAAUCGCCGUGCUUGUUUUAUAAUGUCCGGCUUGCAACGAACUAUGCACACUACUACAAAUUAAAUUACUAUUGAUCACUCAUCACUGACCGUGUCAGUGAUGAGGGCAACAUUCAGCUACUGAUAUGCCUCAAAUAUAUCUAUAAUUUUUU